GGAGCAAAAAGACUUGAAAAAAAAAAAGACCCUUUGGAAUGUCCCUGAGUAUACGAUCUGACCAAACUUAAGAACAUGCAGUACCUGAUAUAGAAAUCCCGUCUGCCGAGCGAAAACUAGAAGAGCAUGUCGGGUCAGAAGGCGCGCUCUUUUCUCCAGGGCUUGUCCCGCAGGAAGCCCCUGGAGCCCGAGGGCGAGGUCUCCACCUUCCACCGUUGCCUGGCAACACUGGACCUGGUGGCGCUGGGCGUGGGCAGUACGCUGGGCGCCGGCGUCUAUGUGCUGUCCGGCGAGGUGGCGCGUACCCAGUCGGGGCCCAGCAUCAUCAUCUCCUUCUUUAUCGCCGCGCUGGCGUCCAUUUUCGCCGGCCUGUGCUACUCGGAGUUCGGCUCGCGCGUGCCCAAGACGGGAUCGGCGUACCUGUACAGCUACGUGACCGUGGGAGAGGUGUGGGCCUUCAUCACCGGCUGGAACCUGCUGCUGUCCUACGUCAUAGGCACAUCAAGUGUGGCCCGAGCCUGGAGUGGCACGUUUGACGACAUGAUUGGAAACGUAAUGGUCAACUACUUCAGUAAGCACGCAGCCAUGGGACUGCCCGGGCUGGCCCCCUACCCUGACGUGUUCGCAGCGGCCCUCAUCAUGCUGCUGGCAGGUCUCCUUGCUUAUGGUGUGAAGGAAUCAACAACAGUCAAUAAGAUAUUCACCCUUGUGAACAUACUGGUGCUGGUCUUUGUCAUAAUAUCUGGCUUCAUCAAAGGAAAAAUUGAUAACUGGUACAUCACAGAGGAAAUGCUACAGAACGUUACAGCUCAGCUUGAUAACCUGACAUCGUCGGUCAAUGUGACGAGCGUAUAUGGAGUGGGCGGGUUCUUCCCCUUUGGUUUCGAAGGAACACUGGCAGGGGCUGCCACCUGCUUCUAUGCCUUUGUGGGUUUCGACUGCAUUGCGACCACAGGUGAGGAGGUCAAGAACCCCCAGAAGUCCAUCCCGCUGGGCAUCGUGGGCUCGCUGCUCAUCUGCUUCCUGGCGUACUGCGGCGUGUCGGCCGCCCUCACCCUCAUGAUGCCCUACUACCUGCUCGACCUCCACAGCCCGCUGCCCGUGGCCUUCACCUACAUCGGCUGGGGGGCAGCCAAGUACGUGGUGGCCGUGGGCUCCCUGUGUGCCCUGUCCACCAGUCUCCUCGGCUCUAUGUUCCCGAUGCCUCGCGUGCUCUUCGCCAUGGCCCGAGAUGGCCUGAUGUUCAAGGCCCUGCGUAAGGUCAACGUUCGCCAGAGUCCUGCGGUGGCUACUAUCUCCUCUGGCACUGUGGCAGCAAUAAUGGCCCUUUUAUUUGACCUGAAAGCCUUGGUUGAUAUGAUGUCUAUCGGGACCCUGUUCGCCUACACACUCGUGGCCAUUUGCAUUCUCAUACUCCGGUACCAAGAGAGUACUUCUGAGGAGAAUCUCUUUCACACAUCCCCGACCCCCACGUUUGCUUUCCUGAAACCUCCAUCCUACCCAACAAGGGAAACUUCAAAAACAGUCACAACAUGCACCAUAUUUGCUGUUGUGGUGGUGGUCAUCCUGAGUGUGUUCAUGAUGAAGGCCAUCCAGCCGCUGCUGCAGUGCGAGGUGUGGAGCCUGGUGUGUCUGUCGGUCAUCCUGGCCGUGCUCAUCCUCAUCAUCCUCAUCAUCUGGAGGCAGCCGCAGAAUGCCACCCGCGCUCCCUUCAUGGUCCCCUUCCUGCCCUUACUUCCCGUGGUGAGCGUGUUCAUCAACAUCUAUCUGAUGGUCCAGCUAGGAGGGGACACCUGGAUCCGCUAUGCCGUGUGGAUGGCAGUGGGGCUGCUCAUCUACUUUGGGUAUGGGGUCCGUCACAGCGUCCAGAAACAGAGACUGCUCAACAGCCAGGUCAAUAUCGAGACCAUCGAGGACAAAACUGAGAAAGACGGAGCCAAAGUGGAGAGUUCAACAUAACCCUCAGGAACCAGGAAGCUUGUCCGCAUGUCAAGGGCUCACACUAAGUGACACUGCUGGGUGCCAGUGGUGUGUGUGUGUGUGUGUGUGUGUGUGUGUGUGUGUAAUACUUUAAUACCGGGCAAGAGGAAUGUGGGUGUGUGUGUGCGAAUAUGUCUCUGAAACACUAUAAUUGAAGAGGGCUUCCUAUUGUCUUUAUAGGUCUAUUUUAUACUCUUUAUAUUCUUUUUAUAAGUACGCCUUUAAUCAAGUGUUUAUUUUAAAUCCAAAUGACGAUGCAAGACCAGAGAAUAGUGUAGUGAGUUGUAUGUGAUGUAGCCCGGAGCAGAGCAGAAGUGGUUGGCACAUGUUUACAUUUCAUAUGGUGGGUGUGGCCACUUACUUCUGAGCCAAACCAUAAUGACUAAUUGACUGCUCUAUAGCAGAAAAAGUAGAUAUUUAAAUAUAACCAAGACAAUGAUCAAAUAGAAACAAACAUAAUCAUGAAAUCUAUGU
Molecule: messenger RNA, 2454 nt
Organism: Alosa sapidissima (American shad)
Lineage: Eukaryota; Metazoa; Chordata; Actinopteri; Clupeiformes; Clupeidae
Product: cationic amino acid transporter 2-like
Exons: 13
Coding region: 127-1959 (610 amino acids)
Biological process (GO): amino acid transport; transmembrane transport
Cellular component (GO): plasma membrane
Molecular function (GO): amino acid transmembrane transporter activity
Source: RefSeq, a predicted model, not a curated record